This is a messenger RNA of Owenia fusiformis, 2676 nucleotides long. The record is from the annotation of a GenBank genome assembly. NCBI's taxonomy places the organism in Eukaryota, Metazoa, Annelida, Polychaeta, Sabellida, Oweniidae.
AAAAAAAUUGUAAAGCAAAAUAUCUGACAGUUGAUUUCAAAAUGUAUUUUUAUUGAGAAAUAUUAGUUUUGGUUGAUUUUAUUCAGGUCAAUUUGAAUGCCAAUUUCAAUUUAUCAUAAUCCAAAAAUCCUUUAUUGUUCUUGAUAUAAGGAUGUAAUCCAUAAUUUCAAAACAAUAGCCUUUAAGGAUGUUUGCACACUAGGUGUAUUGUGAGCGUGAAUAUGAGUAGAGAUCAUGAAUGUCAAAGGACACAUUAAUACACAUUAAGUGCUCAUCAAAAUAUUUCUACAGUAAGGGUCACUUUUUAAAAUACAUUGUAUGAAAUUGUAAAUACAACAAUGAAUUUAUUUUUUCUCUGUGUAAUAUUUGGAGUUAAGUAUCUUAGAGUGGAUGCUGCCUCAGCAAUAUGUAAAGGUGAGUUUCUCGUUCAAUAAGCUAAAAUAGUAGUAGCAUAAAACCAAUAAAACACUAAAGUAUACUUAUAUUUACAUUGGCACAUUGUAAAUUUACAUACUACUGUAUGCUGUGUAUAAUUUUGUUUUUGAAUUUUCUAUUGUAGAAGAUAGCUUCUGCGGUGACUUUCUGUUGUCAAGACAACGAUCAUCCCAUGUAAUUGGAGGGUUACCUGGUUGCACUCUCUUUUAUCUCUAUGAGCAAACAAAGGAACAAUGUUUCAUUGAAGCGUGUGCCAUGAAUGCCAAUUGGCUUUACUUUGACAGCAACAAUGGCCACUGUCGUGCUGGCAAAUGUGGUUCCAACAUAAACAAAACUGAAUGGGAAUAUGAAUGGAAUCCUGGUUCAUACAAUGGCAAAACAUACGUGAGACCACAUCACUAUGUCCCAAGAUGUCAGAAUUCCUAUUUCAUGAGGCGAACAUGGAACAAUGAUGUUAAAUCCAACUGUUACCUUAUCAGAACAGUGACGGGUAAAGGUUUACGAGAAUGUAUGAAAGCUGCAUGUGAUGACAAGGCAAAUACCCUGAACUUCUACUUUGAUGUAACACCAAGAUGUGAAAUAAAGCAUUGUAAAUGGGAUACUUCAACUAACGACUAUGCCUUUGAAUUUACCACCACCACAAACAAUGAAGCAGUUUCCGUGUAUGGCUUAGAGCACACAUUGUCUCCGUAUGAUAGUAAAUAUUGGGUAGAAACACAAAUACCAUCCCCUAACAUAACAUCCCUUAAAGGAUAUUACACUAUUGGUUUGAAGGACAGCUACUGUACUUCUGAGUCAAACUUUGUACUUCAACCAUUUAUAUGGUCAUCAAUCUCAGUCUAUAAUUGCUACGAAAACUUUGAAGGAACUGACUGGCACAUAUCAUACAACAAUGACAUAAACUGCACAUCUGGAAGCACGUAUAGAACGCUAAUUCCACCGUAUCCAGGUACACCAAGCUGUAAUUCAUCAAUCUUUGUCAUUCAUAAAUCAAAAAUUCAAUGCUACAAGUCUAACUGUGAUAGGUCACUUGUCAUCCCUGAUGCUAGGGAUCUGAGACAAUGCAUGCUAUAUGCAUGUGAACGUGGGGCUCCCGUCAUCAACUAUUACAGUGAUUCAACAUCAGUCAUUUGUGACCUCAGAUUCUGUGCCAAGUUACCAAAUGCUAAAUAUGACUUUGAGUAUGUUACCACUGGAGGUAGCUUUGAUGUUUAUGUGCUCCAGCAUGACACAAGAGAAGACCUUUCUACAACAACAUUAUCAACCACAAGUACAGCCGCCACCCAUUCAUCUACAAAGUAUCCUCUUUCAACAAGGUAUCCAGUUUCUCCAACUGUACAUUCUGAUUUACCUCCAACAGAAUCAUCUGAUUCAACUCUAACAGUAUCAUCUGUUUCAACUCCAAUAGUAUCAUCUGAUUCAACUCCAAUAGUAUCAUCUGUUUCAACUCCAAUAGUAUCAUCCGAUUCAACUCAUGAAGUUAUUUUUGAUACAUUUCCAACAGUAUCAUCAGCACCAUCAUCUGCUGAAACUCCAACAAGAUCCUCUGCUGAAACUCCAAUAGUAUCAUCUGAUUCAACUCCAAUAGUAUCAUCUGAUUCAACUCCAGCAGUAUCAUCUGAUUCAACUCCAGCAGUAUCAUCUGAUUCAACUCCAGCAGUAUCAUCUGAUUCAACUCCAGCAGUAUCAUCUGAUUCAACUCCAGCAGUAUCAUCUGAUUCGACUCCAGCAGUAUCAUCUGAUUCAACUCCAGCAGUAUCAUCUGAUUUGACUCCAGCAGUAUCAUCUGAUUCAACUCCAGCAGUAUCAUCUGAUUCAACUCCAACAGUGUCUGGUUCAACUCCAGCAGUGUCUGGUUCAACUCCAACAGUGUCUGAUUCAACUGAGAAAACAGAUGUGUGUCUACAGAAAUUGAGGCAAUAUGAACAGGAGAAAUCUGCGCUGCAGACUUCCCUUCUUAUUCUCGGUGUCUCACUGGGAGCCGCACUUGGAACUGUUAUAGGAGUAACUGUUGCACUAUGCUUCAUAUUAAAAAGAAGUCCUCAGAAGAAACAGGACACAACAACAGAUGCUAGAGGGAAUGAAGGCCUAAAUUUGAAUGACACAAGUACAGCAAAUGAAACAACAAAUGAAGAUACAUAUGAGACACUACCUGCCAAUGUUCAAGUCAAUGUCGAAGAUUUACAGUAUGGUAAUACUGAAUUCCUCCGUAACUAUGGCCAAAUAGGUUUAUCACAAUAA